UAGGAGUACUGAUCUAGGAUUCAAUUAGCCUUUUAGAUCAUAAUGACUAAGAUUAUAUAGACAAGUGGGGACCCGAUCCUCAAUCAGCACUCCCACUCUGAGACUCUUUAUGGAUAAGGGCCCAGGUCUUGAUUAAUUUUGUCUUACGUGUGGGACCAUGCCUUUCAAUUAUCAAACCAUUAGAGUGUCAUAUAAUCAAUUCAACUAACACGUUUGCAUAGUAACACAUCAAUCCCUCAUUGUCCAAUCAGAAUAUGCUCCAUAGCAGGGUGCUCAUGUCAGAUGUCUUGAUUCAACAUCCUCUCACUCUGUAUCUCUUACAGUCAGUAGACAUGGAGGAUGGGAAGCCUGAUCUGCUGAUAGUCAAAGAGGAGACAAUAGAAGACGGACCAGAGAGCAUUGAUUUGCUGAGUGGACUAAAGAUGGGGGAGCAAGGUGAUUGGCUGGAGGAUAACAGAGGAGACUGGGUGGCCAUCUUGGAUUUCCAGACCCCGACCGGUGCAGCCAAGGCACCAGGGGACAACAUCACGGAGCAGGCCAGGACCAGUAGCGACAUAGUGGAGUUUACAGAGGACCAGUUGAUAUCUGGUGUUGCUUGCGGGAGAGACUGGACCUCUGAGGUGGCUGGUCACAAAGCCUGGCCCCGGAUCAGAACCCUAGAUCCGGAGCCGUCGCUCUUCCUUCCCGGCUCAAAACCAGGCCUGAACCACAAGGGACAGAGACACCACCACACAGAACAAAACCAGUGGACAGGUGGACUGAACAACCUCAGUCCUGGUGGUUAUCAAAGAAACAAAAGCUCCAGUCUGCAGACCAGACCCUUCUCUUCACAGUCUCAGUGCAGGGAUGGAGCAGGGCCUUGGGCUGAUAGAGAUAGACCCUCCUGUUCCUAUGAUACAAACACCACAGUAUCCAUGAUGAACAGAACAGGUCACCCUGGGCUUCAGCCUUCACAGAGACUGGUGGGAGACCCCUCUGGUGGUAGUCUAUCAGCAAGUCUGUCUUCUCCUUCGGGGACACAUAUAAUGCCUGGUGAAUGGGUUAAUAGAAAGCCUGGACCUGGGUCUAGCCUUCCUCAGUUACCUCAUGGUUACCCCACCAAUACAGACAGGGUCAGAAUGGGUGGUCCCCUAGCUUAUAACACAGCACACAAUCCCAACAACACCCAAACAAUGGCUAGAGGUCAAGGAGGGAGCUCAAAGACUAACCACUUGAGGGUGGUGGCACCUGCUUCUACUUCCUCUGGUGUCAUUGGGUCACAACGUGGGAGGCAGAGCAUUAGGACAGAUGCUGACAAGCCGUACGUCUGCCCCACGUGUGGGAAGCGCUUCGCUGAUGCAAAUUAUGUGAAGAGGCACCAGACCGUUCACACCAAGGAAAAGCCCUUCAAGUGCAAACUAUGUUACAAGAGCUUCUCCUUCCUGACUAGCCUUAUCAGACAUAAGAGUGUCCACAAAGGGGAAAAAUCAUAGCGGUGUGGCUUGAGAAGUAUGCUGGGGAUAUCUGGGAACUAUACUUAAAUAUAGUGUGAAGUGUCUUGGGGUAAGAGGAUAAUUAAUCACAUGCCCCUCGUUAACUUGAAACAGGCUUGAGUAAAUACCUGUUUUUAGAGAGACAGUAAACCGAGGCUAGAACAAGGAGUUUAAUAUUUACCUUACUGAGGUGAUGUAGAUGGAAUAAAGUAAUAUUACUUUUCUACUCUAUUCUUGCUGACACUGUCCUUUCUAAACAAGUCUGCUCUCAGCUUGAAAGAUACAGUACUUGUCAUAGAUUUGAUGUGUAACAUAAUAAGCAGUACCGUACUUCUAAGAAAAGCACGCAUACAUUUUUCAUUUAACUACACCUUUGAGCUAUGAUGCCAACCAAUAACAUUAUUUCUCUUCAGUGUAGACGGACGUAAAGUGACCAAGAACAAUGUUCACCUUAGCGUUUUUAUUGGUGUUAUUUAGACUUUAAGACCAUGGUACUCGAAAUAUUACUAAUUUAACUGCACAGCAUCACGUCCUUGCCCUAGGCAGCCUUUAAUUCGUUGGAGGCAGGACUUGGCUAAUGUUCGUUAACAAUACCAACAGCUAUGGUUUUCCACACUCAAAUACUCUAUUAUGGAGGUGUUAGCGAAUGCAGCUGUGGCAGAGAUCUGUAAACACGUAGACGACAAUGCAGUUUUGUUUUAAAAUGUCUCAAAGCCAGAAAGUAAACAGGGUAUUGCUGCGGAAACUACAGCUACUGGAACUAAAGGUGUCACGUGAGUUCGCAGAGGACAAUGCAUGAGCGCGAUUCUCGUCCGAUACGGAGGAAUGGCAAGAGGUUCGUAAAUUUUGCAGAAGCCGGAGGUUGACUUGCGGCGUUUCCACUAGUUACCACAAUCACAAAGUCAAUAUCGUAACAAUUUCUAAAAACAAAAUGUGCUUUUUGGUCUUAAUGUCGGUUAGGAUCAGGCAUACAGUUAGUGUGGCUAGGUUUAAAAUCACAUUUUAAGAAGAUGCAGUCAUAAACCCCAUCCUAUUUCUACAAUGUAUCCGUGGUAACAAGUGACGGCCAGGUUGCGGGGCCUCUUGCGCAUGUGUGACUUGCAUGGAUCCAUGAGUACCAAUAUGUGAAGCUCACAGGAGCAUGAAGGCAUAAAUACAUUUUCAAUAAUUUUCCAUCCUCAAAAUGUUGAAUAAACAAAAGCUUU
Messenger RNA from Oncorhynchus mykiss (rainbow trout), 2677 nucleotides. NCBI's taxonomy places the organism in Eukaryota, Metazoa, Chordata, Actinopteri, Salmoniformes, Salmonidae. The record is from RefSeq and is a predicted model, not a curated record.